CUCAUAAGUGGCCAAUUUUAACCACCAAUUAAAAAGAAUUAGAAUUAAAAAACUCGCUAUGAGGAAAGUUCGAGAACGUUUAUGUUCAUUUGUGGACGUUUUUACUGAAGUCCAGGAAACCAAACUGAUUCACGUUCAAGAUCAUAGCUGGAUAAGCUUAUGAAGCUGAAGAAAUAACAGCAUCAAUAUGGCUUCUUCAAAUCAAGAUGCCAGUGAAUAUAUAAAAGGUGCUCUUGAAAAACUGGUUGGAUGUCUAAAAAACCUGCCUGUUAUUGUAGAACAACUUCAAGAACAGAAUGUUUUCAAUGGCAAUGAAGUUAGUGAAAUUGAGGCAGAACCAGAAAAGUACAACAAAACCAGGAGGAUAUUGGACUUGGUCUUAAACAAGGGUGAGAAGGCCUGCUAUAACUUUCUCAGAAUACUGGAUCGUGAGAGGAAAUUGGUCUUGCCAAAACCAGAUUCUACUAGUCAAACUCCUGAUUUACAUACAUGGAUCUCCUGGUUCUCCUUUGGAGAUGAGGCUGAAGAUGACUACGUUGAAGGACCUCUCUCAUGCCAUCAGCUGCAAAAACUUUUGAAGACAAGAGGAAAGCUAGUUCUUAGUCAACAGUGGAGUCAGAGCCUGUGGUUUAAUGAAGAUGAAGUACAUAAGUUUGCCUUUAUUCCUCUAGUGUUGGACACAGAGACAGAAAAUAAUACACCCCGUAAUAAAAUCACACUGAAGAGCAAGAAAUCUAAAAUGUUCCGUUUAAAAAAGAUGAAGUCCUACAUACCAAAGGACACACAGACAAAAUCCCCUGAAGAUUUAGUGAAUAGCAGUGAGAAAAGUAUCCUAAUAGUAGGAAAACCUGGAAUUGGGAAGACGACAGUUGUUCAACAGAUGUUACAUCACUGGGCAGAGAGAAGUGACAGAAACCUUGACUUCAUGUUUUACUUUGAUGAAAACACACUGACAAACAUCUCAACUACAGAGAGCUUAGAAAAUCUUCUACUGAGCAAAUAUUUAAUGUCAAAUCCACAGCUUAAAGAAAAUGCUGAAGAAAUCCUGCAGUAUCUACAAGAACAUUCUGACAGUGUGACUAUUGUUUUUGAUGGAAUCAGAGAUUUUCAGAAGAACACGGUUUUGCUGGAGAUCAUGGACCAUGAACUUCUGCCUGAAGCAAAGAUAGUGGUAACAUGCAGGCCUGAAGUAGAGUACGAGUUCUCUGACUGGACAACAUGUAAAGUUUAUGUUAAAGGUUUCAGUGAAGAGUCAAUUUAUGAUUUUUUUAGGAAGAUGACAGUUAAUGAACCAGAGUUGGUAGACAUUGUGAUAAACAAUCCUGCUCUCUUCAGUCUCUGCCACGUCCCUAUGUAUGCUUUGAUGGUGGCAGCCUGUAUUUCAUACUACACUUCUGAAGAAGCACAGAAACACUUCACAGCUACUGAGCUGUAUGUACGAAUAUUUCGUCACUGUCUACAGAGACACGGAAAUAAGACAUUGCUUUAUUUAGAUGGACACAUUAAAGACUGCAGAGACAUGGUCCUGUCUUUAGCAGAGAGCGCUUUCAAUGCCACCAAGUUAAAAACUAUCAACCUGGAGUUUGAUUAUGAUGAGAGAGGCAUUUCUGGUGCUUUUCUGAAGAUUGUCUCUGUUGUGUCACCAGCAUGUGCCAAGACAUUUUGUGCAUUUUUUCACAACUCAAUGCAGGAAUUUUUUUCUGCUCUCUGGCUUCUAGAAAAAUCAGAAAUACUUGAUGAGGUUCUCCAUCUGUGUCAGAAUGAAGACAGUGAACACAUGAAACAUAUAAUUCCUUUUCUCUGUGGACUUCGAUCACCAACCAUCGUUGAUCAUCUGACGUGUCUCUUUCCAUUGAACAAGAUCAAGGACAAUAUUGAUGGGUUCUUUGAGAAGGUCUUAAACACUUUCUUUGGUGAACAACCAGAUGAUGAAAACACUGACAUUGCCUUCAUAUGUCAGUGUCUGUAUGAAUUACAGGCACCUGAAACCUGCUGCUCAUUUCUAGAGAGAAUAAACUAUCAUCUAGUUUUGAGUGAUGAACAUCUUGACCCUUACACCUGCUGUGCUGUGUCCUAUGUAAUCAGACAAUCCACAAACACAAAGGUUCAUCUUGAUUUGGAGAACAGUGCUGUGUCCCUCUCAGGGCUGAAGAUAAUUCUCAAACAUUCACAUUAUCUAAGGCAUUUCUCAACAACACUAAGUCAGAUCUGGACAGUUGCCUUGAAGUGUGAGGAACCUGAUUAUCUGAUAAAUCUGCUACAGUUAUGUGGGAAUGAGAUUCACAUCCCAAUGAGCAGUCAGACAGAUGUGCUUGAGCAAGCUGGAAAAUUUAUAACCCAAUAUGCAGAACAACCAAAUCUCCAUCUGCUCUGUGAUAAAGACCCACAACAGCUCACAGAUCUUCUCUUAAGCACAGUGUUCUCAUGGCUGCCACACAUCAGCUCUCUCAAGUCUCACUUUACAGACAGAGAGAAAAAGAAGAGAUGGAGAAACUUUCUACUGGAUUUGUGUCUGCAAACAGCUCUACACCAACCACAAAACAUCCAGGAGACAGUGAAGAAAGUGAUGCCAGAUAUUGAAGAAUAUGAGGAAGAUGAAGAUUAUUAUUAUGAAGAAGAGAGUGAUUUCCUGCUGGAUCUGUUCUCACAUGUGAAGCAGUAUGAGAGUAAAACACACAGGACUGUCCUUCCAGCAUUGCUUCCAGUUUACCAGUCACUUCCUGCAGUCAGGUUUAAAGUGUCUCACUUUACAGACGAAGAGAAAAAGAAGAGAUGGAGAGAAUUUCUACUGGAUUUGUGUCUGCAAACAGCUCUACACCAACCACAAAACAUCAAGGAGACAGUGGAGAAAGUGAUGCCAAAAAUUGAAAAAUAUGUGGAAUAUGAAUAUAAAGAAGAGAGUGAUUUCCUGCUGGAUCUGUUCUCACAUGUGAAGCAGUAUGAGAGUAAAACACACAGCAGUGUCCUUCCAGUAUUGCUGACAGUUUACCGGUCACUUCCCGCUGUCAGGUUCAAUGACUUUUACUUUACAGACAGAGAGAAAAAGAAGAGAUGGAGAAACUUUCUACUGGAUUUGUGUCUGCAAACAGCUCUACACCAACCACAAAACAUCCAGGAGACACUGAAGAAAGUGAUGCCAGAUAUUGAAGAAUAUGAGGAAGAUGAAGAUUAUUAUUAUGAAGAAGAGAGUGAUUUCCUGCUGGAUCUGUUCUCACAUGUGAAGCAGUAUGAGAGUGAAACACACAGGACUGUCCUUCCAGUAUUGCUGCCAGUUUACCGGUCACUUCCUGCUGUCAGUUUUGAAGAGUCUCACUUUACAGAUGGAGAGAAAGAAAAGAGAUGGAGAGAAUUUCUACUGGAUUUGUGUCUGCAAACAGCUCUACACCAACCACAAAACAUCCAGGAGACAGUGGAGAAAGUGAUGACAGAGAUUGAAGAAUAUGAGGACGAUGAAUAUGAAGAAGAGAGUGAAUUCUUGCUGGAUCUGUUUGUGUGUCUGUGUGUGUGUGUGUGUUUAUGUGCUUGUGUGUGUAUGUGUGUAUGUGUGUUUGUAACUUUACCACUGUGAUUAGAAGGUACACAGCAAAAAGUGCAGUGUUGAAUUAACUCUCAAACAGUUGAUUUUAACACUUUUUCAGAAUUUAUGUAGCUCCACACGCUCUAGCGUUAAAUGAACACUUUAAGACAGUUAAACAUUUUACACUGUGCCACAGUUCAUUAUUUGACUCUGAAAAAGUGUUAAAAUGACACUAAAAGUGAUUCAGAUAAAGACUGUUCUGAGUUGUGUGUUUUAGGAGGUUAGAAUUAGUUUCACUCUGUAAAGCCUCAAAAGAGCUUUGAAGAUCAAAUAUCUUACAAACUGUAAUAUCUGACAUUUGUAUAAAACACCUUUCCUCACUUCAGUGUACUCUGAAUGCAUGAAGAUGUUCUCCAAAAUUCUCUGUAAAUAGUUUGUUUGCCAAAAUAUGAAUGCAGUUAUUAAUCAAAAGUUUAUCACGUAUUUAACAGCAGACUGGAAUUUUACUUUCCAUUGCACUGCAAACAACACGUCCAGCUCUAUAUUCUAAACCAGUGGUUCCCAACCCCCGGUCCAAGUGGACCAAAUGGUACCGGGCCGCCCAAGGAACAUUAAAUUAUUCCCAUUUUAUUUACUGUGGUGUAUUUCUCUCGGGUUUGUGCGACUUUCCAUGGACGAGAGGUUAACCGGGAGCUGAGAGACAUCACCUAAAGCCGCACCAAUGCUGCGCAUGUGCAAAAUAUCAUGAUCUCGGGCCGGGUUUAGGUGACGUCUGGAGCUGAGUGGCUGCAAGCGGCAGUGUGUAUCGCUAUGCUCUCUGUUCACCGGUACUUUGUCAUGUUUAACAGUGCUUGGUGUACGUGUAUAUUGUGUUUGCUCAAAUUUAACCCACAAAUGAGCAAAAAUGAGCAGGAAACAGACGUCGUUAGAAAGUUAGAAACUCUGCCGGUGUUCUGGAUUAAAGUCAUGGCUGAAUACCCUGAGAUUGUCACCACAUCACUUAAAUCCCUAUUGCCAUUUCCGACAUGCCAUCUGUGUGAAGCGGGAUUUUCUGCAGUGGCGGCAACCAAAACAAAACAACGGAAUAAACUGGACAUAAGCGACACACUUCGGGUGUCAUUGUCUCCUAUUACCCCAGAUGGAACCGUCUCGUUGCAAAGAAACAAGCUCAGGGUUCUCAUUGAUUUAGCGUUGUAGUGAGUUAAAAGGCAUGUUUAAAUACAAUUAAAUUAAAAUUAUUAAUUUUAAUUUAAUUGUAUAGCCUCCACCCCCCACCCCCACCGGGCCGCGGUAAAAUGAUCAAACAUUGACCGGUCCGCGGCAAAAAAAAGGUUGGGGACCACUGUUCUAAACCAUCAACUGUAACCCAGCUGGCUGAUAAAACAUCUUUAGACAUUUCACUGGUUUGAUUUCUGACCACAUUCUCUUCUGUGAUUGAAAAAGGGACUUUGAACCUGUUUGGCUUAAAAAGAGUGAAAAAGUAUUGGCCCCCAUAUUUUUUUUGCACGUUUGUCACACUUUAAUGUUUCAGAUCAUCAAACAAAUUUAAAUAUUAGUCAAAGAUAACACAACAUGCAGUUUUAAAAUGAAGGUUUUUAUUAUUAAGGGAAAACAAAAUCCAAACCCACAUGGCCCUGUGUAAAAAAGUGUUUGCCCCCUAAACCUAAUAACUGGUUGGACAUUAACAUUAAAGUUUUACAAACGUGUAAAAAAUAAAAAAAUCAGGAAGGGGCAAACACUUUUUCACACCACUGUAGAUUAAUUCAGAACCAAUAUAAUGACCUACAGAUGAGCAAUGAUCACAUUGCAGACAUGACAGUAAAUUGCAUCGUCCUUUUA
Molecule: messenger RNA, 5356 nt
Organism: Tachysurus fulvidraco (yellow catfish)
Lineage: Eukaryota; Metazoa; Chordata; Actinopteri; Siluriformes; Bagridae
Exons: 8
Coding region: 188-3568 (1126 amino acids)
Biological process (GO): regulation of apoptotic process
Source: RefSeq, a predicted model, not a curated record